CUUGUAGAACUACAAAUCUAAGGCCGCAUCCUCACUGCAGAAAUAGUCUGGUUUGACCCCACUGUUAACGGCUAGUCUGCCAUCCUAUAGACUCCUGGGAUUUGUAGUGUGGGGAGGCAUAUGCAUUCGCAAGCCUGGUGCAACCAGAUAAUGAUAAUAGUCCAAUGACCAAAUAAUCCCUGGUGCAACCCACUGUCUCCUGGAGUCACCUUGUGUGCAGUUUCACUCCCGCAUGAUGCGCUGCCUUCUGGAAGGGCCCAGAGUUCAUUGGAGAGCAUAGUUGAAGAAACAACAUAAUGAAAACUUGAGUAGUCAUUUAAGGAAGUCUAAGGUCUAAAACACACUGCAGAAAUGAUCCAGUGUGACACCAUCAACCUGCCAGAGAUUCACCAUAGAACCGUGUGCUGGAGGACUUACAAAUGUCUAGAUAAGUGUUUUGUUUAUGAACCUCUAGGUUCUCCAGCACAUGUCUAUGGUCAGUGUCUGACAGAGUCACGCUGGAGGAUCUAGAGAUAACACAUUAACCGAAACGGAGAAUAAUCAGAGCUGCAAAAGUCAAAGCCGCAAAUGUGAGAGCUGACUGUACAACAAAAUGUAGAACACUCCAUGGGAUGUAAAUACAUCUGCAAGGCACUGUAAAUAUUUAAGUUCAUAUUGAGAUUCAUUAACUCAUAAUUCAUGCUGCAGCUAAAAGGCAUUCCACCAUAUACUGUGGCUCAAUACAAUGCAGAGCUUGGAGGACAGGCGGAUGGUGCAUAUCUCUUUUAAUAUGGAACAAGAAGAUGAUUUAGGACAUCAGCAGCUGCGCAAAAGUGCCCUAAAUCAGCAGAAUGAGGUCUUUCGUCUUCCGAAUAUCUGCUCAUUAGUGAACAGCUCUCAUGUAGCUAAUAAUCAUUUGCAAAAGGAGUUCUUCUCUCUCAAGAUGAGGAACUGUUCUCUGUUUAAAGCUGUCCCACUGCCUCAUAUUGGCAAAAAAGUGCCACCCUGUUUCAGUGACAGGGCCAGCGGAGCUGCGUCCUCCAAGGAAUCACUUAGUCUCCCCUUUUCCCCAGAAAAAGAUCUAUUUGAGAAGCUCUUCAAUCAUUUUGAUAGCACUGCAGUCAUGGGCUGGCUGGAGACAGCCCAUACUCUUAUUAGUGAGAUGGGGGAAUGGAGUUGCUCUGGACACAAUUUUGUUCAUUUUGCACAUUUCUGGCUGUCUGAGCUCCAGUUCAACCAAAAGCAACAAUUGUUGGAACUGGAAAUGGGAGUUAUUGAGGAUGAAGUUCGCCUUGCGUUUCUUGAGGGUUCAAACUCCAAGGAAGUCCCCUCUUCAGAGUUGAACUCUGUUCUUGCUGCUGCGCUCAGUGAAUACCGCAUGGGACUUGUGAACAACCAGAAACCAUACAUUUUCCUUGACUAUUUACACUUCAUGUCUUCAGUAGAUGCGUCUGGAUAUAAGGAAAUGCUUUCAGGCAUACAGUAUACAAUCAAAAACCCUCAGAUAGCCCAGUGGUUACUAGCUAUACGAGCAUUUGCACUCGCCAGUCUCUGGCAUGCAAUAGUGAAGUUCUAUAAGACAUUGGUCAGUACCCAGCUCUCCUCUGAACAACCUGACAAGAAUUCUGUUUCUGCCAUUAGAAAGCAAUCCAGUGAAGUGGUUAAAGAAAGAGCUCUCCAGACUGUUCAGAUGGGAUACGCGGAUGUCUUGGAUUAUCUUGUUAGAAGCCAGAAGCUGGAUCUUGGUGUUGUUGAUGAAAAAAACAGAAACCUUUUAUUUUUAGCCGCUAUAUAUGAUCAGGCUAAGAUUUUGGAUUAUUUCAUUGAAAUGGCAUUUCCUAUACCUGAUGUAAACCAAGCAGCAGAGAAUGGAAACACACCCCUUCAUGCUGCUGUAAACACUGGAAAAAUGCAUCUCGUCUCUUUGCUGUUGCAUUACCCUGGAAUUAAUGUGAAUGUUCAGAACCCACAGUGUGAUGGAGCGACGCCACUACAUCUUGCUAUUGCUUAUGGGCAUCUGGGAAUUUGCUAUUUGCUGCUGAAUGCUGCUGCUGAUGUGCAACAUCCCAUGGGAGGGUUAACACCUUUGCAACUUGCUGAAAUGUUUGGUAACGAAACUAUAACCGGACUUAUAAAAAUGCACGUGAAGAAAUUUAGGCUCGAAAAUAAAUUGUUUGCAUAAUCAGCUGUACUGACAAAAAUUCUGUAGAGUUUAUUUAAAACAGCCAUUCUCAUUUUGUAUUAAAGCUUUCCCCCCAAAAAAAAUUUGGGUUGUUCUAGUGCUGUCUUCAUUAAAAGUGAGUCUGCCCCUGGCCCAGCAGUGCUGCUUGAAUUACUAAUUCUGUUUCAUAUGGUUAAAAAAAGGAAAUCUACCCGGCUGCUUGCUGAUUUUCUUGUCCUCCUGGUUUUCCCUACUAAGCUUGACUGUAGCAGAGGACACAGACUGGUGGAGAAGGAGCAUGGGACUCCCCCAAAGUCACCCAAUGGGUUUCAUGACUGAGCUGGGAAUCG
Sceloporus undulatus (fence lizard) is the source of this 2490-nucleotide messenger RNA. RefSeq lists its product as uncharacterized. Lineage: Eukaryota; Metazoa; Chordata; Lepidosauria; Squamata; Phrynosomatidae. The transcript is spliced from 6 exons. Gene Ontology annotation, molecular function: STAT family protein binding. Bases 725 to 2161 code for a protein of 478 amino acids. The record is from RefSeq and is a predicted model, not a curated record. Gene Ontology annotation, biological process: protein dephosphorylation; negative regulation of transcription by RNA polymerase II. Gene Ontology annotation, cellular component: nucleus.